CGUUAAAUCGCUGUGAAAAUAAUAAUAGGGACGAUUGUUUACAUCAACUGGCUAAAUGAGUCAUUUCGAGUUAGUGCGACUCAAACUCGGUUAUUAUCUUCUGUAUUAUUAUCUUUGAUAAUACUGAUUCGCUCCCCCAUUGAAAAAUCGAAGGCAACCAACAGGCAGCGGGAGAGCACAAACAAAAACAAUAUUCAUACCGCUAACAAUAAUAUAAACAACAACAAUACUAGUCGUCUCGUCUUCUCUCGAAAAUAAACAGUUAACAAGAACAUCAGAUAAGCGGGCCGAUUCGUUUGGGUACUUCGAAUUUGCUUCGUGUGCGAAAAUUGUUGAUUAUAGCCAACAGCUUAUAAGAUUCUUUGUGUUUCAGUUAACAAAAUCAGUCAGUGGCAGUGACAGCUUUUACUAUUAGAUGCACAUUAGACGGUAAAAGUUUAAACCAAACACAAAAAAAACAGCAAAAGAAAAACCAAUAAUGCGACAGAAAAUCAACAAUUGUGGGCCAACUUGGCUUGCACAUCUUCUUCUUGUUUUUCUUGGCCUAUGUUGCGGCGCCAGUUUUGCGGCUGACGCAGAUGAUCAGCUGAUAUUUUCAACCAACGAGUGCAAGAUUAAAGAGCCCGUCUAUGGAAGCACUUUCGAUUACAGUGGACUUCGCUCCGAUUUUGCCCAUGUAGUGGAAAGCUUAACCAACAAAGGCGACACAUUUGAGUUCAACAUAUGCGGCAACGUCACGCGACCUUGCAACGGCGAAAGCAAUGUGGCUGCUUGCCUUAAAAGGAAUGGCAAGGAAUACGUGCUGGGGCGCCAGCAUGAACUUAAUUAUCGCAAGGGCAAAAUGUAUUUGAAUUAUUUAAAUGGCUCAAAGUGUGAGAAUGGCACAGCCACCAAUCCCAAUUAUCAGAUCCAUGUCCAGCUCAGUUGCGAUUACACUUUGGAUGUCAAUCCUUUCCAGAUUAUACCCUAUGCAAAUGAUGCAUGUUCCUUCUACAUCAAUUUCGAGACGCCAUUGGCAUGUCUACCCGUUCUGGAUGCUGUUCGAUCAAACAGUUGCAGUGUCCGUGAUCCGAACGGGAAAGGAACUUUCGAUUUGAUGCCAUUGAGUGAUAUGAAUCAUCUCACUAGCGAUCGGCAGGGACGCUUCUUUGUGAUUAAUGUAUGCCAGCCAGUGCUCUAUGGUGAGAACAUGAUGUGCCCCCCAGGAAGCAGCAUAUGUCUAUAUUCCCCAAAGGCCACCAAUUUGUCAGAACGAUUUGUCAACUUUGGCACGGUCCAAUCGAAGCCCGUUGUGGAAAACGGUCGUCUUCUAUUGCGUCACACUUCAAACACACCGUGUGCCGCCAAUAAAAGUUUAAACUACACGAGCAUUGUUUAUUUCAGCUGCGAUCAGUCAGUAAAGAAUGCUCAUCCCACUUUUUCAGGAUUCGGAUUAGAUAGUUGCACGUAUCUUUUUAAUUAUGUUACUCCGCUGGCAUGCAACGAUCUAAAACCCUGCACUGCUGUCACUUAUAGGAACGAGAUUCUGGAUCUCAGCCCACUCAGCAAGGAAGAGCCCCACAAAUUGAGCAAGGAUGGCAAAUCGUACACGGUGGCCGUAUGCGCUAGUGCUGGCAAGCCGUGCCUGGAAAAAGGCGGCGCCUGCUAUGAACAGAAUGCUGAGACCAUCAGCUUGGGUAACUUCAAUUCGCAUUUGCGUUUCAAUCAGAGCGGCUCGGUCUAUUUGCUAUACGAGGAUGGCGCCAAUUGUCGUGGCACUACGCGAUGGUCAACGAAAAUCGAAUUUGUCUGUGCGAACAAUGCGACAAAGGACAAUGGCGCUAGUGAUGGUGCUGGUGGGGGCAGCAACAAUGCCUUGAAAAUAAUUGAGGACUCCAAUUGUCAGCUGUUAAUUCAAUAUCAGACGUCGCAUGCGUGCCGUGAGCAGAUUAAAUGCACGGCGAGUGUGUAUGUGGAUCGUACAUCGGAUACGGAUGGUAUGGGUAGCAGCGGUACCGAGCUGGUCGACUUGACUCCAUUGAUUAGCGCCAAUGAGAACUAUGAGGCGACAAUAGAUCUGCCGCCCAGUAUGGCCAGUCUAGUGCCGAAAUCAACCAAGUUCUUUUUGAAUGUAUGCCGUCCAUUAGUGCCGAAAUACCAAUUAGGCUGUGCCGGCGGAUCAGGUGCUUGUAUGGCCAAAGUGACGUCGUCUGGUGCCCCCGAGGAGGAGCAUAGCUUGGGCUUUCCCUUGAUUUCACUCUCGGUUGGAAAUCGGACUACGGCUGAACUGCUCUAUGUGAAGGGUGAUCCCUGCCCCCAGGAUAAUGGCACGGCACUAUCCACACGGAUUCAUUUCAAUUGUCAAAUGCACGCUGGUCGAGGAAAUCCCGUCCUGCGGACAAUUGAAGAGUGUGCGUAUUUAUUCCAAUGGGAUACCAGUGUCAUUUGCCCGCCACACGAAUGCACUUUUGAUGAGAAAACCUGUGACAUUGUGCAUGAUGAGUUAGGUCAAAAGUUCAACUUUAAAAAUGCUCCCUUUACAAAGGCAGGCAAAAUUGAGAUCGACUACAAUAACACUAAACUAUCUGUGGAUAUAUGCGGCGCACAUCGCAAGGCUAUAACGGACUAUUCCCAGGAUUUGGUCAAUAUAUAUUUCACACACAACUCUUCCGAUUGCGGCAAAGCAGGUAUGCUCAAUGUCCAAAUGCGAUUGAUAUGCAGCAACAAAACGGAAAGCUCCAGCACCAUUUCAUCGGGAGAUGAAUGCAAUUUGCUUUAUGUGCAACGUACUCCAAGCAUCUGCCAGUUUUUGGGUCUGAAUCUGCCCAAUUCCGGAAGUGAUAGUUCCAGCUCCAGCACCAGCACAACGACCACUACACAGACAACGCCAACGGGUAAGCCAACAGCUGCAAUGGUCGUAACUUCGACUCCGGCAACGACAACAACUGCUGGUCCGGGAACGGGUCCGGUUGUAGAUCCGGCGGCAACUCCAAUAGGUCCAACAGCCUCCGUGGGCAGCAUACUGGCUGGCAUUUUGUCUGUGACCUUCUUUGUGACGUGCCUGGGUCUAUUUGCUUUCUCGCCGGCGCGUAGGCAGCGAGUGCGACGAUUCUUCAGACGCAGCAGCUCAGCCGUGCGAUAUUCAAGGGUUCAGUCCAAUGAGGAGGCCAACUUAUUGCUCGAGCCAAACGGUGAAUUUACCGAGAGUGAUGACGACAUGUUGCUUUAGGUGAUGCCAUCCUGGCCUUGGGACUGCAUUACCAUCACCACCACCACAACCACCUCCACCAAUUGCAACUCCAACGACAACAGCACUCAAACAAUGCACAAGGCCAUCAAUGCGUAAAAGACGCAGAGGAAACUAACUAGAAAAGACAAAAAAUCCCAAAGACAAAGACAAAAAUUGAAACUGAUUGUGAGUAGUAGGCAGAGUUAAAGUUAAGUAAUUGAGAACACUGUACAAUACGCGUAGGCUACAACGAUGACCCAAUAAAUGGACCUUCAUACAUGCAUAUAAGUAUAUAUAUAAAUAUAUUAUAUAUUUUAUAUACAGAUCCCUAUACCCCAAAAACUAUUACCAAUAUAAAUAUAUAUACAUAUAAUACUUAUAUCUAGCUUUAGAAAUUUAACAAACGAAUUGCACUAGACAAUUGCUUCAAAGAUUUUCUAAGUAUUUUUGCGCCAGUGAAUAUUUGAUAUGUCGAGAGUUAAUAAUCGCUUUCUCUUUACAACAAUUGCAUGCAAAUGUAACAAUUUAUAACAAUGUGAUUUUUUGUUUCUUACUUAUCCCCCUACCAAAGUUAUUUUCCAGUGAUUUGUUGUUGACUUUUUCUGUCCUUAUUUAUUUGUGAUUUUGUUUUUUAAAUUAACUUUUUAUGUAUACCAAAUAAAUAUAUAUUUAUGUAUAAUGCUACUGAGAAA
Messenger RNA from Drosophila willistoni, 3900 nucleotides. RefSeq names its product cation-independent mannose-6-phosphate receptor (gene Lerp). Gene Ontology annotation, biological process: lysosomal transport. Gene Ontology annotation, cellular component: late endosome; trans-Golgi network; plasma membrane. The transcript is spliced from 16 exons. Lineage: Eukaryota; Metazoa; Arthropoda; Insecta; Diptera; Drosophilidae. The record is from RefSeq and is a predicted model, not a curated record. Bases 479 to 3208 code for a protein of 909 amino acids. Gene Ontology annotation, molecular function: signaling receptor activity; D-mannose binding; insulin-like growth factor binding.